AUGUUCUCCGGGUUCAAGGAUGGCCCAGCCGCUGCCCUCGAACCAUCCCAUCGCUAUGAUGAUCAGGCCUGGGCUCGGCCCCCCAAGCCCCCCACUUUCAGGGAGUUCCUGUCCCAGCACAAAGCGGAGGUCAGCCGCAGGAGGAAGAAGGGUAGCCGAUCCCAGACCAAGGCAGCCCCUCGUGCCUACAGUGACCAUGACGACCGCUGGGAGACGAAGGAGGCAGCAUCCCCAGCCCCUGAGGCCCCACAGCCCCCUCCACCCGAGGAGACGCCCGUGCAGCCGCUGGAGACCCCAGCUCCUCCUGCCCACCGGCCUCCUGAGGAUGACGGGGAGGAGGACGAGGGGGAGGAUGAGGAGUGGGAAGAUGUGAGUGAGGAGGAGGAGGAGAUCGAGGAGGAGGAGGAGGAGGGGGAGGAGGAGGAAGAGGCCAUCGAGGAGGAAGAAGAACCAGCCCAAGACCACCAACCCCGAGAGGCUGCGCCCACCGGAAGCCCCACCGGUGAGCAGGCUGACAAAGAGCCUUCCAGGCCAGAGGAGCCCCUGCCACUUCCCCCGGCCCCUGCCACGCCUUCUAGCCCCUUCUCGCCCCUUGGGGGCCACCAGCCCGUGUCUGACUGGGGCGAAGAGGCGGAGCUGAAUACUUCCCCCAACGCUGAUGCCCUCUCCCUCUCUCCGGGUGAGGCCUGGCCAUUUGGAAAUGCAUGA
Puma concolor (puma) is the source of this 708-nucleotide messenger RNA. NCBI's taxonomy places the organism in Eukaryota, Metazoa, Chordata, Mammalia, Carnivora, Felidae. The record is from RefSeq and is a predicted model, not a curated record.